Messenger RNA from Cuscuta epithymum, 544 nucleotides. Lineage: Eukaryota; Viridiplantae; Streptophyta; Magnoliopsida; Solanales; Convolvulaceae. The record is from the annotation of a GenBank genome assembly.
CGGAUCCUCUGCUUGACAUGUAGUUCAUCCGGUUGUGAGCGAAACUGGAGCACUUUUGAAGGGAUUCAUACGAAGAAAAGGAAUAGGUUAGAUGUCAAUCGUCCAAACAAUUUCGUGUAUGUCCAAUCCAAUGCAAAGUUACUCAAAAAAAGGAAAAAGGACAUGGAUGACUAUAUUGAUUUGCUAUCACGUGAUGCUAGGAAUCCACAAGGGUGGUUGGUUAGUGAGAGUGAAAUUGAUGAAGAUAUUGUCCAUGUUGUUGAAGAAGCAUCUCAGGAAAAUGAAAUACCAAAACCACGGAGUGCCAAGAGAAGUAUAUGAUGAUGACUUUGAAUCGAAGAAAUAAAUCUGAACAUUGAUUUGUUGUCCAAUGGAGAAGAAGAUAUGGCAUAGCUUUGAAGCUGAUUUUGUACUUCCUAUUAAACUAUUAAGGAGUUAUGUUGCCUCUUAACUUGUUCUAAAUUUCUGUUUGCAUUUUGAAUCCUUGAUUACUGAUUAGUUGACUGAAUUUUUAAACUUUUGUUUACCGUUUAUGUUACUUGGG